AUGAGUUCCUCGCGAAAGAACAAACGUGAUUUGACCUCGCGGACCGUUGAUUUCCUCAACCGCGUCAACAGCGUCAAGGACAACACCGACGCGGACGCCCAAUCCAGAAGCAAACCGCGCGUUCGGCGUUUAGCAUCGCAGCCUAUCAAUCGAUUUGGUAGCAGGACGCCGCAAGUUCCGCAGGGCGAUGCUAUUUGGGAUAUUCCGUCGGACUUUUCGGAGGAGGAGACACGACCAAGACGCAAUGCACAGACCGAGCCCCGUUCUCUGAGACGAUCCCAACGAGCUCGAAAGUUGGUUCAGGUGGAGGAUACUCCGACCCGGACAUUGCGGAGAUUGGCGCGUGUCAUUGAGGAUAGGCACGAGCAAAGUAGCGAGGAAGAUGAUUCUGAAAUGGAGGAAUUGGAUAAAAUCAUUGAUAAGCAGUUAGGUGGCGCGAACCUCAUCCAGUCGGUGAACAAGAACAGAAGCACAGACGUGAACCAUGGAUCUAUCAGUGAAGAAAGGGGAGCACAAGAAGGUGAAAGCAACCGGGCUUCUGAGGACCCUGUGGAGUCGACGUCACCUUCGAAAAAGCUCGGAAUUCAGAAAUCUAAGACGACGGACGCGCAGGAAGCCCAAGAGGACGACCCGGAAUGGGCGCCCGAUACAGCAGCAAGUGAAGAGUUGGGAGAAGAAGACGAUGAGAGAGGCUCGGACACUAACAGGCCGCCAGAGUCUACACAUAUCAUCCAGACUCGAAGAUUGACUCAGGAGCUGACCUCGCCGCGAACGACACGGAGACAUACCCUUGCGCCUCCAGUAGCUCAGAAAGAGGUUGACGAAUCCUCAAGAAAGCCGAACAGAAGGUCGCUGCCGGUGCAAAGUGGUUCAAGAAAGGAAGCGAGUACUCGAGACAAGCAAGGGGACAGAACGGCAGAGCUAUCAGAGGUAUCUGAAUCUGUGCAAGAUGAGUCUGAAUCAGAAAGCUCCUAUGAACCGGACGCAGAGGAAGAGGAAGAGGAAGAGGAAGAGGAAGAGGAAGAAGAAGAAGAAGAAGAAGCAGAAGCAGGGGCGAGUCGAAAUUUACCCGACACGCAGCCGGAGGAAUCGUCUAUCACCGCGAGACCAAGCAAGAGACGCCGAACUGGUGAGUAUCAGCGCAACCCCCAAGUCGAGGUUUUACGCACACAGCCAACGCCGCUGCUAGUGCAUUCAUAUCGAUCGACUCCUGAUGACAAUGAGAGCCACACAAGCUCGCGUCAACCUUCGCAAAGUCCUGCUGUUGUCGCAAGGCCCAACACUGUGAUCUCGGAUGAUGCACAAAACGAAGCUCUGGUGAGAAGGGUCAGAGACAAUGCGGGGGAUAAAGCCUGGUUUGCGGAGGCUUCCAACCUUGGACAACAAAAAGAGAACUGGGAUAUUAUAGUGACGGCAGCAUCGGAGUUGAGACAAAAUAUAGACCCCUCUCGAGCCGAGUCCUUCGGCACAAUCGACAAACAAUUAUCUCAGCUACGUACACGAUAUAGAAAGAUCAACAAGAAACUCAAAUCUCAACAGGGGCCUCUCCGAGAGAAUCUGCGUGAGUGCGACGACCUUCGCGAGGCCAUCUUGGAUGAAGGGACCAGGAUCCUUGACAGCGUCUACUAUCUGUCUCUCAGACAGGCAGAGUCGCAUGAGCUGCUGAAACAGGCGCAUCGGCUUGUUAAGCAGUUUGAAGCCCGGGUCUUUUCCACGAUGAUCAAAGUGAUCCUUCUUUGCUUUGAAGGGUACUACACCAACCGGAAACUCUUUCCGUCGGCUUAUAGACAUCUUGCCGGGGCGAUGAAGCUCCUUCUACGAUUCUGCGACCGGAUUGCCAGCCUGCGCACCGAGCGAUAUAUACGGUGCAAGGUACACAGUCGAACCAUCCGCAAGCCGCUUCAAGAGCUGAUCAAGGCGGUGGAAGGCAACUUGCUACAACGACGCCUGAAUGAGACUGACGGGGCCUCCAGAGGCGAGAAGAAGAGGGAAUGGACUGAGGAUGAGAAGAUUGCUCUGCUCGAUGGAUUGAAGCUGUUCCUGGGUGAGUUGCUGUUCCUGAUAUUUUCAGCGCCAGUAUCAUCAUCAAUGCUGAUCCAGGCUGCGGUGUCUUAG
Messenger RNA from Aspergillus fischeri NRRL 181, 2115 nucleotides. RefSeq lists its product as uncharacterized. Lineage: Eukaryota; Fungi; Ascomycota; Eurotiomycetes; Eurotiales; Aspergillaceae. The transcript has a single exon. The record is from RefSeq and is a predicted model, not a curated record. Bases 1 to 2115 code for a protein of 704 amino acids.